Messenger RNA from Diprion similis, 2300 nucleotides. RefSeq names its product histone-lysine N-methyltransferase SMYD3 (gene Smyd3). The record is from RefSeq and is a predicted model, not a curated record. Gene Ontology annotation, molecular function: protein binding. The transcript has 6 exons. Bases 121 to 1458 code for a protein of 445 amino acids. NCBI's taxonomy places the organism in Eukaryota, Metazoa, Arthropoda, Insecta, Hymenoptera, Diprionidae. Gene Ontology annotation, cellular component: nucleus.
GGCCUACCGUCGCGAGUAACGCACGCAAUUCAUAGUUUCAGUUUGUUUUAUUACCUCUGCAACAGCUGGAUGCUGAAUCAUUGAAGUUCAUCUGACAAAGUAUAUUAGUUAUAUGUGAGAAUGAGGUUUACGAAUAAUGGGUACAAAAAUAGAGUCAAUAUCAGUAAAGGAACAACUCUUCUUACGGCUGAACCGUUUGUGUAUGUGCUCAAGUCACUUUUUCGAUGGGACCGAUGUGACAACUGUUUCGCGAGCGGUAAACUACUGAAAUGUUCAGCAUGCCAAUCUAUAUAUUACUGCGAUCGCCACUGUCAAAAAGAAUCAUGGGGCAUUCACAAGUUCGAGUGUGCAAAUUUGAAGCGAAUAUCACCGAGAAUAAUUCCUGACGCAGCUAGAUUAAUGGCACGAGUAAUAAUAAAGUUAAACAAAGGCGGAGCAGAUGAGCAAGGCUUUUACACAGAGACAAAAUUCAGGAAGUUCAAGGACCUCAUGUCUCAUUAUUCGGAUCUGAAACAAGAUGUGAAACGGAUGGAACACUUUACCUCUCUAUGCGGUGUUUUAUUUGAAGUACUCGGAGAGACACUCCUACCGAAUUCGGCAGAGUUGAUGGGAAUCUAUGGUCGCCUGUGCGUCAACUCUUUCAACAUAUUAGACUCAGAGAUGAACAGCAUCGGAACUGGAGUUUACCUAGGGCCGUCCAUAAUGGAUCAUAGUUGCAAGCCAAAUGCUGUUGCUGUUUUUGAAGGGACUAAAAUCACCAUUAGAGCCUUGGAAGAUAUACCUCGAUUAGAUUGGUCAGAGAUUAGAAUAUCAUACAUCGACCUGCUCAAUUCAACAGAAGAAAGACAAAAUGAAUUACAAGCUGGUUAUUAUUUUCGUUGCAACUGUGAGCGAUGCACAUCACCUGAGCCAUUUGUGACGGCUAUUGCUUGUCCAAACCUGUCGUGCGACGCUCCAUGCUCUCCGUCUGAGGAAAGUUGUUCAGCAUGCGGAGAAAAACUACCCGGAACACUAAAAGAUUUAUUUAAAGAAGUCACAGAAUUUACUCUACAUCAUUUACAAAGCAUGAAGACUGUCGCAUAUCUCGAUGUUAGUAAAGCAUGCCUAAAGAAGCAGGAAGGCGUGUUACAUUCCCUCAACUUGCAGCAUGUACGAACGCUUGACGCUGCUUUCGAAGCAGCAGUGAAUUUGGGCAUUUGUUGGGAAGAUGCUGAACAUUAUGGAACAAAACUUAUACCUGGAUAUCUAUUAUAUUAUGGCGCCAUGCACCCACUGACAGGACUACUCUAUCUGAAACUAGGAAAGAUACAAUUGUAUUUAGGGAAAUCUAGCAGAGCAGUUGACACAUUAAAAAAGGCUGCUGCAAUUAUAAGUGUAACACACGGCGAUCAGCACUCUCUUGUUAGAGAGCAGCUCAGACCAUUGACUUAUCAAGCUGUUUCCGAAUCUUCUAAAUAAAUAAGGACAAAUUAUUUAUAGAAAUAUUUUUUUAGAUUUUGUAUGAACACUGUUCACUGAAUUAUCGAGGUACUACACUGGCGCAGUCCACAAUAGCGACGAGAAUGAUAAAUAAAUGAAUGAGCAAACUGUAGCAAAUAUUACAUUAUUCAACUCUUGUUGCCAAAGCUCAAAAGAAAUUCUGGACAGUUUUAGAAUCACUUUUACGAUGCAAUUAAAAAAAUUAGAUGGACAAUGGAAAAGAUAAGUAUGUAAAUUAUUAAAUUUAUUUGACUUCGUUCUAGAUAUAGUUUCUAGAAUUCUGUGAAAGUUAACAUUUUUUUCCGUAGAAAUUAUGGAAAUCCAAUGUGUCAAUAAGGUUGUUUUAAAAUUUAACGGUGAUUAAUUUGCUGAAAAAAUGUUUAUUUUGUGAUACUGAUAGGAUACAUCUUGUAUUCGCGCAAUCAUACAAUAUUAUUGUAUAUGCUACACAUAUACCACAAUAACAAUAAGAAACUACACUGGCAUUCACGCAUCAGACACACUUUUGUCUCUUGACUCCCAGAGUCUCACAAAUAUUUUCAAAUGUAUUCGAUUACUAUAUUAAUGGAACAUAUAAAAUAAUCAAAAUAAAUUAACAACACAGUGGAGUCUUACACAGGAAUUGACGUUCAAUUCCCUCAUAGACAAUAUUCCGAAAAAGGAAAUAUUGCUGCUUCGUGUCACAUUUUUUUUUUCCUUCAGGGGUAUGGAGGUGGAAUUACCUUACAGCAAAUACGCUUCAAAGACUAAUACAACGAAUCGACGAUUUACUUCUAGCUCCUCUCUCUCUUCUAAACUCGCGUUAUUUUCUACUUGGCUAG